Octopus sinensis (East Asian common octopus) is the source of this 4088-nucleotide messenger RNA. RefSeq names its product protein FAM184A. The record is from RefSeq and is a predicted model, not a curated record. NCBI's taxonomy places the organism in Eukaryota, Metazoa, Mollusca, Cephalopoda, Octopoda, Octopodidae. The transcript has 18 exons. Bases 675 to 3989 code for a protein of 1104 amino acids.
CACACACACACACACACAGAGCCAUGUACACACGGUAACAUAGUUACCGCAAGCCAAAACAGAGGCGUGCGCUGUUCUUGGUACCACGGAGUCUAAAUGGUGGUGAUGCUCUUUAUUGUUGCUGCUACUGCUGUUGUUGUUGUUGAGAUGCCGGUGACUUAGAGCCGUUUGCUCGGUCAUGGAAGGAAAUCAAGUAACAAUCAUGGUUUAGUUGCUACUUCUUCGAAAAUUUUUUGGGAGUUAAAACGUGGAUGGAUUAUAUACAUUAUUACUAUUAGGAUCAUUUUUAUAACAAGAUCUUCGUCAACCAACUUUGUUUUUUUUUAGUUUUUUUUCCCCCCCUUAUUCCUGUCAUUACAAAUCUCAUAAUAAGCAUCGCAGAACUACGCAGACUUUUCGUUAUCUAACUCGACUAUAGUUAUUAUUAUUAUUAUUAUUAUUAUUAUUCUUACAUUAUGAUUUACCCAUUAUUAAAAAUAAUUACAAUGAAAUAAAACCCGACAAUCAGAGGAACCACAAUAUUAUCUACAUUACAAUACUUAUAAAAGCAAGAAUCUUCGAAAGUUUAACAAUUUUUUUUUUACUCUUUAUUUUUUCUUGUUGUUAAAUUGUUUCUAUACCAUUUCUGGGGCUGUUUUUUUUUUAAUUAUUUUUUUUUGGUUUCAAGCCAAAAAAUGGCGACUGGCAGCACCAGAAUGUCUUAUUCAAAUAAUUUCUACCAACAGCAAAAUGUUAAAUUUGCCACUUUACCUCAUGGAUCGUCAACAAAAGACGGAGAUCUUACGUACGACAUGCAUCACAAAAUGUCCAAGAAAAUCGCCCAGUUGACGAAGGUGAUUUAUGCUUUGAACACUAAAAAAGAUGAACAUGAAAACAUGCUGUUGCACCUAAGAGAUCAACACAAAGAAGAUUUAGAGAAGCUUGGAUCUCAGAUGAAAGUUAAACUCCUUCAAUACAAAGAAAAACUGUUGGAAGUCAACAAGCACCACGACCGAAUUGUUGAUCUUGAGAAGUUGGUCAGCUGUCAGCAGGAACAACAGAAAAAGUUCACUGAAGACUUUGAAGACUACCAGAUUGAAAUGACAGAAAAACUGCACCAAGCUGAGAUAAACUAUCGGAAAAAACUGUGGGAAUUUUCAGGAGAAAUGCUUGAAGAGAAGAAAGCCUUUCAGGAGAAGUUAAAAUCUUUUGAUAAAUCUGAGAAAGAACUCAAAGACAAGCACCAUUCUGUGAUAGAAGAACUCCAUAAGCACUACCAGGAGGAAAUCAAGACCCUUCUCGAUGCCAAAAACAUAAAAGAGCAUGAAAACAUGGCCAGCGACCAGCAGAUAACAUUCUACAAGAAUGAAGCUGAACAUUGGAAGAACCAAGUUAGUGAUUUUGAGCAGGCAAAAAGUAAUCUGAACUUAGAAUGGGAGACGAAAAUAACUCAAAUGAAGGAUGCACACAUGGAACAAAUAUCUCUGUUAAUUGAAGAGAAAGAUAAAGAACUUAAAGACAGUUUUCAUAUCUGGGGGUCUGACAAAGGGAAAUUAGAGCAAGAAGUGAGUAAGGUGAAGGGGGAGUACAGUCGCAGAGUUGAACAUCUUGAGAACGAGAUUAGUCGGAUUCAGCAAGAAUCUGACAAGUAUAAAUCACGGUUGGCUCUUCUCAAGAAGGAGUUAGAAGACAGGGAUGACAGCACUUCUAACUUAAACUCAAAGUUGGCAGAAUCUCAGGUGGCAUUGUCAGAGGAACAAUCUCUGUGUACGUUAUUGCAAGAAGAGGCCAUCACAAAAGACAGCACAAUAAAGCGGCAACAAGCAAAUAUCUUGAAGUUGUCUGCCACAGUCAGUGACCUAGAAGCCAGUCGUGUCCAAAGAGAAACAGAAAUCCGAUCUCUACGACAAAAGCUGGAAGAACACCAAGUGACUAUCACAGAUUUAGAAACGGUGAAAAUGAAGUUGCAUGUUCUACAGGAGGAUAGUGAAGCCAAGUCUGCAGAAAUACAACAGCUUAAAAAGAUGCUACACGAUGCUAACUCUGAAAAGAUGAUCAUAGAGUCACAGAUGGAUGAAAACACUCAUGAAAUAAAGGUAAAAUAUGAAGAAGAAAAAGAGGCUCUCAUAAAACAGAAGGAAGCAGAGAUUGCUCUGAUGAAAGAAGCAGAGCAGAAAAGCAUCAUGAAGAUACAAAAUGACAUGUUGGACAAAUUCCAAAAACAGAAAGAGGAGUUUGACAAAGAAGUUCAACAGCUGAAGCAACAGAAUAGAUCCGUAGUUGAAGAAUUUGAGAAGAUUGGGCAGGAACUGAAAAGUCAGCUUACUAACGCCGAAGUAAAGCUCCAGAACUUUCAGCUUAUGGUGCGAAAUAGUGAAGAGAAUUUGUCAUCAGCAUCAAGCCACAUAACAACAUUAAAAGACGGUGCUACUCGAUUAAAAGAGGAGCUGGAUGCAUGUCGAAAUGAGCUGAAGGCCUCCAAAGUAGCAAACAAUCAAUUGCAGAAUGAACUGGCCAAACAACAAGCGAACCACAAGAAUGAACUAUUGAAAUGUGAGGCUGCUCAUCAGAAACAUUUAAAGACAGUUUGUGAUGGACUUGAAGCGAAAUCAAAAGAAUCUUUAAGACUGGAAUGCAACCGUGUUCGUGAGCUGGUUAUUAUCCAGAAGGAAACUGAAAAGCGAGACGCACUUGAUCAAAUGUCUUAUGAUAAGGAUGCAGAAAUAAAAGCUGCCUGUAAAGGAUGGGAAGAUAAAGUGGCUCAGUUACAACAAGAGAUAUUUUCCUUGCAAAGUGAACUGACCACUGCUAUGAGCCGUUGUGCCAUUCAAAUUGAAGAAGAGAAAGCCCGGUUCAGGUUAAUGGAGGGCCAAUUUGAACGUGAUGCACUUUCCUUUGAUGAAAGAUUGAAACAAGAAACAGAAAGAUUAAAUGUGAUGCAGAAGACUGCGAUGAAUGAAAUCCAUUUGGUUCACAAAAAAGAUAUUCAGGAACUUGAGGCAAAAUUGAUGAAAGACCACCAGUCGGCUUUACAGGCACUGCAACUGGCUCAUGUGACUGCUCAAGAAAAAAUCACUGAAGAACAUAAGCAAGCACUAUUGCAACAAGAGAAAGAGUUAGAGAAACAACAUGCAAAAAAUAUAGAGUGUUUACAAGAAGACCUGUACCAGAAGCACCGGAACGAAAUCUCACUGCAACUAGAGUGCCACUUGAAAGAAAUAUCACGGCUGAAAGAAGAAUUGCAAAAAAUACUGCAGACAGGCAAACAGAAGGAUCGGGAUCAUCAGGUGAUUAUGUCAGAACUGAAAAACAAGAUUGACUGCCAAGAGAAGAAAUUCUUUGCCAUAGAAGAAGAAAAGAAGAAAUUGAAGGAGACCAUUACAGAACUAAUGGUCAACGUGAAUGAAGAGAAAGAGAAACAAGAACAUAUGAAGGAAUUCUUCAGCCAAGAAAAGAAAGAAUUAAAAGAACACUUCGAAACAAUUAAGAAACAAGAGUUAGAAAAUGUUGAGGAAGAUUAUAUCCAUGAAAUGCAGAAAAUGGUAAAAGAAUUCAGUCGGACCCAAGAAUUGAUGACUAGCAAAAUAACAUCUCUGAACAGCGAACUGGUAAAAGCUGAGGAGAAAUACUCAAAUCGAGAGUCCCGUCCAGAAGAUCUUGAAGAAAUACAUCAUUUGCGUGAUGAGAUUCAUGACAAGGAGCUACAAUUGAAAAAGAUACAGGAAGAGAAACAUUUCUUCCAGAUGGAACUAAUCAACAGAGAUACAAACUUCAAUAAGAUUUUUGGUUCCAGUCUACAGGUGGGUCUUAUCAACCCACUGUCAAAGACCAAAGCAAGAUCGGAACCUCCUCCCCGCAAAUACACCAGUGCCCCCAGCUUACAGCAGACACAGAUUUCCUCCACUUUACAACAGAACCAAUGUCGUCUAGAACACUUACCGGGAUCACCUGUCCAUGAUGAAAAACUAAACCCAGUACCACCUUUACCACCAAUGUAUUUCAAAAAAUGAACACUUUACAAUGGCACACACACACACACACACACACACACACUCAUGCACAUACACCCUCAUGCACACACACACAACUGCUUAUAUGCAUUUAUACAU